AUAUACCCUCUUCAUACCAUAACCCACUAUACAAAACUACACACUCUAACUAGAAAGCAUGGAACUCCUAGAUAUCUUCUUACUCUUCUUUGCACCAAUCUUUCUCCUACUAUGGUGGCGACGAUUGUUCGUCACCACCAGAAAGGGCCCGGAGAAGGGAAACCUUCCCCCGGGCCCACCAGGGUGGCCUGUUGUUGGAAACCUCUUUCAGGUCAUCCUCCAACGUAGGCCUUUCAUGUACGUGGUCAGAGACCUACGAAAGGUAUACGGGCCAAUUUUUACCAUGAAGAUGGGUCAGAGGACGUUGGUCAUUCUCACAGAUGCAGAUCUCAUCCAUGAGGCUCUUGUUCAGCGGGGCGCGCUCUUCGCUAGCCGCCCCGCCGAGUCACCUACUCGCUUGGUUUUCAGCCUUGGAAAGUGUGCUAUCAACUCGGCGGAGUACGGCCCGUUAUGGCGGGCCCUAAGGAGGAACUUCGCCACCGAGGUGGUGGUGUCGGCACGGGUGAAGCAAUGCGGGUGGGUGAGGAAGUGGGCCAUAGAGAAUCAUAUGGGCCGGGUCAAGGAGGAAGCCCAAGAGAAAGGAUACGUAGAAGUUAUGAGCCAAUGUAGGCUCACUGUUUGUAGCAUAAUAAUAUGUCUUUGCUUUGGGGCCAAGUUAUCUGAAGAAUGGAUAAAAUCCAUAGAGAGUGUUCUUAAGGAAGUAAUGCUUAUGACUUUGCCGAAGCUUCCAGACUUUCUGCCCAUUCUAACCCCAUUGGUGGCCCGUGGGCAGCUUAAACGGGCCAAGGAGCUAAGGAGAAAACAAAUGGAGAUCCUUGGCCCCCUUGUGCAGGCCCGUAAGGGUUUUGUUGAGAGCGGUGGGUGCCCCAAUAGUGGCGAUCUUGAUAUGGCAAGCCCGGUUGGGGCAGCCUAUGUGGACUCUCUCUUGGGCCUUGACCCGCCCGGCAGGCCCGGCGGGCUUGGGGUGGAAGAGUUGGUGACUUUGUGCUCGGAGGUAAUUAAUGCUGGAACUGACACUAGCGCCACCGUCGUUGAGUGGGUCCUCCUACACCUUGUGUUAGACCAAAGGGUUCAACAGAAAUUGUACGAAGAAAUAGUAGACGUGGUAGGGAAAAAUGGAGUUGUUACUGAGGAUGACCUAGAGAAGAUGACCUAUCUCAACGCCAUCAUUAAAGAGACGAUGCGGCGACACCCGCCGAGCCACUUUCUUCUCUCCCAUGCCGCGACGGAGGACGCCGUCCUAGGCGGCUACACCAUCCCGAAAGACGCGAAUCUCGAGAUCUACACCGCGUGGGUGACACAAGACCCGGCCCAUUGGCCCAACCCGGAUGUGUUCCGGCCCGAGAGGUUCUUGCCCGGGGGAGAAGGGUACGAGGUGGACUGGACGGGCAACCGGGGGGUCCGGAUGCUUCCCUUUGGGGCGGGUAGGCGAAUAUGCCCGGCUUGGAGUUUGGGUACGUUGCAUGUGGGUUUAUUGCUUGCUAGGAUGGUGCAUGCUUUUCGUUGGGUUCCUAUUCCGGGUAGCCCGCCCGACCCGACUGAAACUUUUGCUUUUACUAUGGUGAUGAAGAACCCUCUCAAGGCUGGCAUAUUACCUAGGUGUUGAUCAUUAUGGUAUACGUUCCAAUAUUAAUUAUGGGUGAAUUAAUUUUCAAUUUGAAAUUGGUACGUUAUUUAAUUAGGAAGUACGUGUAGAAGUUAUUGUGUAAACCAUAGCUUAUAUUAAUGAUCGAGUAUGAUAAUAUUAUAGGCGGUUGCUUGAA
Molecule: messenger RNA, 1763 nt
Organism: Spinacia oleracea (spinach)
Lineage: Eukaryota; Viridiplantae; Streptophyta; Magnoliopsida; Caryophyllales; Amaranthaceae
Product: cytochrome P450 77A3
Exons: 2
Coding region: 59-1606 (515 amino acids)
Molecular function (GO): monooxygenase activity; oxidoreductase activity, acting on paired donors, with incorporation or reduction of molecular oxygen; heme binding
Source: RefSeq, a predicted model, not a curated record